AGUCCAUUCCUGCGCCACCAAACGUUAGUUGAGAGUAAUUUCCGAUCGAAAUCUGAACCAAUUCUUGCUUCCUCAUGCUGCCAUUUCACGACUCUGAGGCCAUUUAAUGGCUUUUCAUAUAAGAAACUCAAGAAUUCCCAAACCCAAUCUCUCCGCCACUCGAAAUGACGGACCAUUCAUCGCAUCCGGAGAGCAAGUCCAUUUACGACACCGGCGAGAAGCUCAAGGAAAGCAAGCUGAAGGUAGCUCUCUGCCCUUGUAUCUUCUGCUUGGUUCUGCUGCUGGUAGUCGCAUCAAUCUUCCUCACUGUCAAAUUCCGUCUCUACUGCCACACUCCACUCUUCAACAAAGCCUGCCGUUAGUCAAUUCUUUUCUUUCUUUAAAGUCCCAAUCUUGCUUUGCUAGAUUUAGGCCCUUUUGCAAGUAUGCUGGUUCCGAUUCUGAAAUCGAGAAGGGAUCUAAUUUUAGGGCUGAGGAGGUGGAGAGGGUUUGUGGGGUGAUUGAUGAGACGUUUGAUGUAGAUAGGAAUAUGGAGGCUGUGUUGGAUGAAUGCGGCGUUGAUUUGAGUCAUGAGUUGGUCUUGUGCGUGCUGCCUAGGUUCAGGCAUGCUCGAAAGCCCGCGUUUCGAUUCUUUUGCUGGGCUUCGGAGCAGCCGGGCUAUUCUCAUGAUUCUGCAACUUACAAUGCAAUGGUGGAUGUUUUGGGGAAGGGUAGGCAGUUUGAGAGCAUGGUUUCGUUGAUCGAAGAGAUGGGGGAGAAAGGGUUGCUGUCGGUGGAGACGUUCAUCGUUUGUAUCAGAGCAUUUGCCUCUGCAAAGGAGAGGAGAAAGGCGGCUGGGGUUCUUGAUUUGAUGAGUAAGUAUAAGUUUAAAGUUGGUGUAGAGGCCAUCAAUUGCUUGCUGGAUGCUUUGGGGAAAGCUGGGCUAGGGAAGGAAGCACACGAAUUGUUUCAGCGGUUGGAGCAUCGCUUUACUCCGGAUUUCAAGACGUAUACUGUCUUGCUUAAUGGAUGGUGUGAGGCGAGGAAUCUGAUGGAGGCUGGGAGGGUGUGGAAUGGGAUGGUUGACGGUGGUUUCAAGCCUGAUGUUGUUGCACACAAUAUUAUGCUUCGAGGGUUGUUGAAGGGUGGAAAGAGUUGUGAUGCAAUCAAGUUGUUUGAGGUGAUGAAAUCUAAGGGUCCAUUUCCUAAUGUUAGGACAUACACAAUUUUGAUUAACCAUCUCUGCAAGCAUGGUCAAAUGGAAGAAGCUAUGAACUACUUGGAUGAUAUGCACAGCUACGGUUGUGAACCGGAUGCUACUAUAUACACGUGUUUGAUGAUAGGUUUUGGGAACCAAAGGGAGAUGGGAAUGGUGCACAGGUUGUUGAAGGAGAUGAGGGAGAAAGGAUGCUCGCCUGAUGGGCAGGCGUACAAUGGCUUGAUCAAGAUGAUGACGAACCAAAAGAUGCCUGAUGAUGCAGUUGCGAUAUACAAGAGGAUGAUCCAAAGCGGCAUACAGCCAUCCAUUCACACUUACAACAUGAUGAUGAAGGCAUAUUUUGUAGCAAGUAAUCCUGAAAUGGGAUGUGCAGUUUGGGAGGAGAUGAAGAGGAAGGGAUGUUGUCCUGAUGAAAAUUCCUACACUGUCUUGAUUGGGGGGCUCAUACGGCAAGGGAGAUCGAACGAGGCCUACGAGUAUUUGGAAGAGAUGGUUGAGAAAGGGAUGAAGGCUCCUCAGCUUGAUUACAAGAAUAUUGCAUCUUAUUUUUCUGGGCGUAGGAGAAAUGCGUUGGAUGACUUUGCUGAAAAAGCAAGGUUUUCAGUAAACUCAGAGGUGGCAACUCUCUUUGCCCACUGGCCAAGGCGAUUAGGAUAACCUUGUAGUUUUGCUGUUGUAAAUGUUUGAUUUGUGACUUCUUCAUUUGACGUUUAGUUAUGGCUUCCUAUUAAAAACUCAA
Molecule: messenger RNA, 1937 nt
Organism: Salvia hispanica
Lineage: Eukaryota; Viridiplantae; Streptophyta; Magnoliopsida; Lamiales; Lamiaceae
Molecular function (GO): protein binding
Source: RefSeq, a predicted model, not a curated record